Molecule: messenger RNA, 1731 nt
Organism: Amaranthus tricolor (Joseph's coat)
Lineage: Eukaryota; Viridiplantae; Streptophyta; Magnoliopsida; Caryophyllales; Amaranthaceae
Exons: 3
Coding region: 423-959 (178 amino acids)
Source: RefSeq, a predicted model, not a curated record
GGAAACAGAGGGAGAAUCCUCGUGCUUCUGUGGUUGCGCCUCCCCUUUCUGUCGAUCCCUCUCAGGAGCAUCGGGUCAAGCGAAGGCGUGACCACUCAUCAACUGCUGUUUCUGAUCCUGCCUCUUCAGGGGUGACGGAAGCUACAAUAGGUGCAGCCGAGGCCCCGGUUGACUCAGUUCCCCUAUCGGUCGAGGAAUCGGCUCCCCUGGAGGUAGCAUCUGAGGUUAAGACCGGAGGUGGGGUCCUUUCUGUCGAGGUCUUUGAUUCAGGGAAGUGCAUCUUCCUUGACCACGAGUUCACCAACUUCGAUUCUUUCGUCGACGUAUCAGACGACGAUUGCUGAAGGGUUCCUCUAUCCUGACUUGGCUACUGCAGGCUCGUAAAACGUGUGUAAGACUUAUGUCUACCUUUUUUUUUCCUGAUGUUUUCAGGAUUGAAUCUCUUUUCUUUGUGUGGUUGCACAGUUCCUAUUGUAGUAGCUGAGCCAGUCGUUGAGUUAGGGGAAGCCACAGUGGAUGAUAUGGCUACUGAAGCUGCCAUUCCUGAAGUUGUGGUAACCUCACUUGAGGUCCCUGCGACGCAGGUCACUGCUGACACUCCUGCCCCUGUUCCAGCUAGGACUACCCGUCGAAGGGGUAAGGGUAAGGCUCCGACUGUGGCGUACCAGAGGCCUCCUUCGCUUCCUUCUCCUCUUCGCUUUGUGAGGAUGUAUUUGGACUCGAGGCGGGAUACAGGCACUUCGUCAGUGGCCAAGCCUGUCACUGAUGAGGAAGUUGCCUCCCUCUUGAGGUCCAAUCCUUCUGAAGAGGAGGCUUAUGAGCCCAUUGGGCUCCUGGUGACUGAAGGAGAGGAGGUGACGAUGGCCCUCUCUCUAAGUCAGAUUGAAAAUGCUAUUAAACAGGUAUCUUUUUUAUCUUUUGCCAAUUUACAUUCCCUUUGUUUUGAUAUUUGUUCCUGACUUAAGUGUGUUCUGUCCUACAGACUCUUCUGAGUAGCCACAGCCGUUCACGCUGAACGGUUGCGCCUACUUAGGAAGCUCAAUGAGUCCAGGGUCAGGAACCUUCGGACUCAGGUUGCCCUCCAGCUUAGGGAAACCCAAUACCUUAAAGUCCAGGUUUCCCUUAGUUGAGGAGGCUAAGGAGCUGAAAAAGAAGCUUUCUGAGGCAGUAGCCCCUCCUGAGCUUACACAGAAGGUCAAAGAUCUUGAGGUUCAGGCUGCUGCCAAGGACGAAGCUCUUGCGAAGCUGGGCGCUGAAAAUGCUGCUAAGGAUAAAGCUUAGGCUAAGCUUAGCGCUGAGUUGGAGGUUGUGCGUGCUGCUCUCUUAGAAGAGGCUCUUAAAGAAAAAGAGCAGCAGGUGAGCAGAUGCUGCCAUUUUGAAGCGACCUGCUCCCAAAUCAGGCUGGAGGCGAGUUAGCAGAGGGAGAGGAAUGAGGCAGAGUUGGAGGGUGUCAGGGUAGAGGUGCAGCGUCUCACAAACGACCUGUCCACUCAAAGGUGGGACCAAGCUACUGCAGAGUCUCAACUUGUGGCUCUGAAGAGACAACUACAAGAGUCCUCGCCUUUUCUGUCUGCCAAGGCCAAGGAGGUUGAUGAGCUAAAAUGUCAUUCUGGAGUCGGAGCUUGCAGCCAAGGAUAAAACCAUUGCUGGACUCAAAGAUCAGCUCCAGUACCAACUCAAGGCUGUGCAGGACUUAGUUAAAGCCAUUGGACCUCCUCCUCUUGUGGGGGG